This is a messenger RNA of Acaulospora colombiana, 1000 nucleotides long. The record is from the annotation of a GenBank genome assembly. Lineage: Eukaryota; Fungi; Glomeromycota; Glomeromycetes; Diversisporales; Acaulosporaceae.
ACGUAGAAACUACUCUCGAAAAUGGACAGGUCUCGAGUGAUGGAGAGGGAGAGACGAUACCACUAGAAUCGGUAUUGGGCGUCAUUGGGCUCAUUGCUGCGCAUACUCUCCAUGCUCGGUUAAUCUCACUUGCCACAGAGAUUUCCCCUUAUUCAAUUCGCUGGCUCGCUCGUUUCAGCACAUGUCGACUACCUGCCUUCUCCAAAAAGCUCUCUCUCGCGACUCUGGUUACCCUGCUCUUUGCCAGUGGUGAAGUUUAUGCCCACGGCCAUGAGCGUUCUAUGCAUCCCCGCGAGAUAUCCUCUCGUCAGCUCGCUGCUAACAAGCGUCACAUUCAAGCCCGUAACUGUGCCCCUCAAAUUGCAGAGUACCACAGGAAGCGUGCGAUCGCCAAGCGUAAUCUCCUCAAGAAAAAGCGCGACACUACUUUCCCAUAUACCACACUCGCUGUCGAGCCCCAGGAAACCACUCCCGAAGUGACCGAAGGACCUUAUUAUCUCAACAACGAUCUCAUCCGACAGGACCUCCGCGAGACUCAAGGAGGUAUCCUUUUGGAAUUGGACAUUGGCGUUAUCGACACCUCUACCUGUGAACCCCUCCCCAACGCUCUUGUUGAAAUCUGGAACUGCAACGCCACUGGCUCUUACUCUGGAUUCACGACUGCCGGAGGUACCGGUGGGGGUGAGAACCCCGGAGGCGGCAACAAUAGUAGCAUGUCCUUCUCGCUCGACCCCUCCCAGACCGGUGGAGGAGCACCUCCUUCUGGAUCCGAUAGCGCCGUUCCAUCCGGCACUGGAGGUAUGGCUCCUGGAAGCGGUGGGGGAGGUGGAGGUGGAAGCUCCAAGACAGACGACUACAACUUUUUGAGGGGUGGCUGGCAGACGAACGAUGCUGGUAUCACACUGGCCGAACUGUCCAUAUCCAUACUAUGGUUCACCAAAACAUUACGUACAACUCUAACGGCACCUAUACCUCCAAGAGCGGCUCUCUUGUUCAUGUC